AUGUCGAAAGUUGCGGUUGUGACUGGCUCCAAUAAGGGAUUGGGCUUUGCCAUUGUGAAAGGUUUGUGCCAAAGAUUUGACGGAGUCGUCUUUUUAACUUCAAGAGAUGAUACUCGAGGCCAAAAAGCUGUCACAGAACUCAAUAAAAUUGGAUUACAUCCAGAGUACCAUCAACUCGAUGUGACGGACAAAGAAAGCGUUACAAGAUUCAGAGAUUUUAUUAAACAAAAAUAUGGUGGAAUAGAUAUUCUCAUCAAUAAUGCUGCAGUAGUUGAUAAUUUCAUGUCUCCUUGCACUUAUGAAGAAGGAAAAGAAAUAAUUAAUAUUAAUUUUAAAAGUAUAUUAAUAACACAAGAAUUUAUCUACCCGUUAGUAAAAAACAAUGGCCGUAUUCUCAACCUUUCAAGUAGUUGUGGUCAUCUUUCAAAUUUAAGAAAUAAGUAUUGGAUCGACAGACUUUCUAAAAGAGAUUUAAAAAUAGAAGAUAUCAAUGACUUUAUCGAUUGGUUUCUCGAAUCUAAAAAGGCUGGUACAUUCAGUUCGGAAGAUUUUGUUGAUAAUGGCGUGAUAGCAGCGUACAGAGUGGCCAAGAUUGCUCUUAGCGCUAUGACGAUGAUACAACAAAAGGAAUUAGAAGCUAGGAAUAUAUCCGUCAACUCGAUGCAUCCUGGACUAGUGCGUACGGAUUUGACUAUGGGUUUAGGGUUUUAUAGUAUCGACCAGGCGGCUGAGACUCCACUAUACCUCGUACUUGAUGCACCUCAAACGUUGAAAGGAGCUUACGUGUGGUUCGACAAAAGAGUUCUUGACUGGUACGACUACAAAGAGGAUUAUUAUUUCACUUUUAAAUCUUUGAUGGCGUAG
Molecule: messenger RNA, 864 nt
Organism: Vanessa atalanta (red admiral)
Lineage: Eukaryota; Metazoa; Arthropoda; Insecta; Lepidoptera; Nymphalidae
Product: carbonyl reductase [NADPH] 3-like
Exons: 1
Coding region: 1-864 (287 amino acids)
Molecular function (GO): carbonyl reductase (NADPH) activity
Source: RefSeq, a predicted model, not a curated record